Molecule: messenger RNA, 1302 nt
Organism: Scheffersomyces coipomensis
Lineage: Eukaryota; Fungi; Ascomycota; Pichiomycetes; Serinales; Debaryomycetaceae
Gene: PMI1
Product: mannose-6-phosphate isomerase
Exons: 1
Coding region: 1-1302 (433 amino acids)
Biological process (GO): carbohydrate metabolic process; GDP-mannose biosynthetic process
Cellular component (GO): cytosol
Molecular function (GO): zinc ion binding; mannose-6-phosphate isomerase activity
Source: RefSeq, a predicted model, not a curated record
AUGUCCGACUUAUUAUUCAGAAUUAACUGUGGAUACCAAAACUAUGCAUGGGGAAAGAUUGGUUCAUCUUCAGCCGUUGCUCAAUUCGCUGCUUCAUCAGAUCCAACUGUUAAAGUCGAUGAAUCAAAACCAUAUGCUGAAUUAUGGAUGGGAACUCAUCCUUCUGUGCCUUCCAAAAACGUUAACAAUGGUAAGACUUUACGUGACUUAGUGUCUGAAGAUCCAGAAACUUAUUUACAUUCAUCUAUUAUUAAAAAAUUUGGUUCCAGUAAAGAAUUACCAUUUCUUUUUAAAGUUUUAUCAAUUGAAAAAGUAUUAUCUAUUCAAGCUCAUCCUGAUAAAGCUUUAGGUGCUCAAUUACAUGCUGCUGAUCCAAAAAAUUAUCCUGAUGAUAAUCAUAAACCAGAAAUGGCCAUUGCUAUUACUUCAUUCGAAGGUUUCUGUGGUUUCAAACCAUUAGAUCAAUUAGCUAUUACUUUAACUAUCAUUCCUGAAUUACAUGAUAUUAUUGGUUCCGAAUUAGUUGAAGAAUUUAAAACUGGUAUUAAACCAACUGCUACUUUAGGUAGUGAAGAUGAUAAAUCAAAUAGAAAAUUAUUACAAAAAAUCUUUGGUAAAUUAAUGAAUACAUCUGAUGUCAUUAUUGAAGAAAAAUCUAUUUCAUUAGUUAAAAGAACUGAAACUGAUCAAGCCCUUUUCGCCAAGAUUGAUUCAAGAUUAGCUACUUUAAUUCAAAGAUUAAACAAACAAUUCCCUAAUGAUAUUGGUUUAUUCUGUGGUUGUUUAUUAUUAAAUCAUGUUGAAUUAUUCCCAGGUGAAGCUAUGUUCUUACAAGCCAAAGAUCCUCAUGCUUACAUCAGUGGUGAUAUCAUUGAAUGUAUGGCUGCUAGUGAUAAUGUGGUUAGAGCUGGUUUUACUCCUAAAUUUAAAGAUGUUAAGAAUUUAGUUGAAAUGUUAACUUAUUCUUAUGAUUCUGUUGAAAAACAAAAAAUGCCAUUAUUAUCAUUUGCUAAAUCUCAUGGUGAAGCUUCUAAAUCAGUAUUAUAUAAUCCCCCAAUUGCUGAAUUUGCUGUUUUACAAACUAUCUUUGAUAAAUCAGGUAAAGUGCAAACUUUUGAUGAAUUUGAAGGUCCAUCAAUUAUAAUUGGUACUAAAGGUGAAGGUUCUAUUAAAAUCAAAGGAUCUAGUAAAUCUGAACCAUUUAAAACUGGUUAUGUUUAUUUCGUGGCUCCAAAUGCUGCUGUUGAAUUAACCUCUAAUGAUGAUGAUUUCACUACUUAUAGAGCCUUUGUUGAAGCUUAG